UGGCAAAUAUUGCUCGAGGAACUAGAAAUUUAGCAAAGGGGGAAAGUAUGGCAACUACUUCAGCCGCAACAAAAAGUAUCCAUCAACAACUACCUUGUAGUUUUAGUUCACCAUCUUUCCAAACAAACAAAUUGUACAAAUCUUCUUCUAAAUUUUUAAUUAGUCCUACUAAUAAUAGAAGAUUAACAAGGCAUGUUGUUCUUCAAGCUCAAGCACGUCCUACGUGGCUCCCUGGCCUUGACCCUCCACCUCACCUAGAUGGAAGUUUGGCUGGAGAUUUUGGGUUCGACCCACUUGGACUGGGAGAGGAUCCAGAAGGCUUAAAGUGGUAUGUCCAGGCUGAACUGGUUCAUGCCCGCUUUGCUAUGGCCGGUGUAGCUGGUAUUCUUUUCACUGACUUGCUUCGUACUACAGGGAUCAACAAAUUGCCAGUUUGGUACGAGGCUGGUGCAACCAAAUUCGACUUUGCUAGCACAAGAACCUUGUUAUUUGUCCAACUACUCCUAAUGGGAUUUGUGGAAACUAAAAGGUAUAUGGACUUUGUUAAUCCUGGAUCACAAGCUCGAGAUGGUUCUUUCUUCGGCUUAGAAGCAUCAUUUGAGGGCCUCGAACCCGGGUAUCCGGGCGGUCCAUUUUUUAACCCUCUUGGUCUAGCCAAAGAUAUCAAGAAUGCUCAUGAUUGGAAGCUCAAAGAAAUUAAAAAUGGACGGUUGGCGAUGAUAGCUAUGCUAGGCAUAUUUGUGCAAGCUUAUGUUACACAUGUUGGUCCAAUUCAGAAUCUUGUGGAGCACCUCUCUGAUCCAUGGCAUAAAACUAUCCUCCAGACUCUCUCUUAAUUCCUGCUCUUUUUUUUCUUUUUUUUUUUUGUCGUUUGUAUCUGUGAAUAUCCAAACCAGUUCUUACUUUCAAUGUGUAACAUGAGUAAUAAUUACUCAAUUUUUUUUAUAUAUAUAUAUAUAUAUUUUUACAGUGAAUUCA
Spinacia oleracea (spinach) is the source of this 978-nucleotide messenger RNA. Its product is annotated as photosystem I chlorophyll a/b-binding protein 5, chloroplastic. Gene Ontology annotation, biological process: photosynthesis, light harvesting. The record is from RefSeq and is a predicted model, not a curated record. Gene Ontology annotation, cellular component: membrane. The coding region runs from base 48 to 836 and encodes 262 amino acids. The transcript is spliced from 6 exons. NCBI's taxonomy places the organism in Eukaryota, Viridiplantae, Streptophyta, Magnoliopsida, Caryophyllales, Amaranthaceae.